Tupaia belangeri chinensis (Chinese tree shrew) is the source of this 1888-nucleotide messenger RNA. RefSeq names its product reticulon 2 (gene RTN2). Bases 1 to 1455 code for a protein of 484 amino acids. The record is from RefSeq and is a predicted model, not a curated record. The transcript is spliced from 12 exons. Gene Ontology annotation, biological process: endoplasmic reticulum tubular network formation; brain development; neuron differentiation. Gene Ontology annotation, cellular component: postsynaptic density; endoplasmic reticulum membrane; neuron projection. Lineage: Eukaryota; Metazoa; Chordata; Mammalia; Scandentia; Tupaiidae.
AUGUCCUUGGCUUCAGGUCCCAGCCCUUUUCAGCCCAAACUUUGCACACCAGUGGUCCUGCCGGUCUUCGCCCACUGCAAAGAAGCUCCGUCUACAGCCUCAUCUACCCCUGACUCUACAGAAGGAGGUAAUGACGACUCCGAUUUUCGGGAGCUGCACACAGCCCGGGAAUUCUCUGAGGACGACGAGGAGGAGACUACGUCGCAGGACUGGGGCACCCCCCGGGAGCUGACGUUCUCCUAUAUAGCCUUCGAUGGCAUAGUGGGCUCUGGGGGCCGCAGGGAUUCAGCUGCCCGUCGCCCUCGGCCCCAGGGCCGCUCAGUGUCGGAACCGCGAGACCUGCCCCCUCAGCCAGGAUUGGGCGACAGUUUGGAGAGCAUCCCCAGCCUGAGCCAAUCUCCGGAGCCUGGUCGCCGUGGUGACCCUGACUCCGCCCCUCUAACGGAGCACCCCGUGGAGGACCUGAGGCUCAGGCUGGAUCAGCUGGGCUGGGCGGCCAGGGGAGUGGGUUCCGGAGAGGACUCUGCCACCAGCAGCUCCACUCCACUGGAAGACGAGGAGCCGGAUGGAUCAGAGGUGGGAGAGGCUGGGGCAGAAUUGGACCUACAACUGCGACUCGCUCAAUCCUCGCGGCUUGAGAUCUUGACUCCCCAGCCUAGCCUGUGUUCUGGAGCCCCCCAGGCCAGUACCCCGUCUCCACCCCGGUCCCGGGAUUCGAACUCUGGACCUGACCACCCCGUGCUGGACGAAGAGGACGAGCCAUGGGGGCAGCUGGAGUGGGAGCCAAUCACGGCACAGUGCCUCAGUAGCACAGACCAAUCAAAAUUUACAUUGGAGCCACACUUUCUAGUGGCGGAUCUGCUGUACUGGAAGGACACGAGGACAUCAGGAGUGGUCUUCACAGGCCUCAUGGUCUCCCUGCUCUGCCUCCUGCACUUUAGCAUCGUGUCCGUGGCCGCCCACGUGGCUCUCUUGCUGCUCUGCGGCACCAUCUCUCUCAGGGUUUACCGCAAAGUGCUGCAGGCCGUGCACCGGGGGGAUGGAGCCAACCCCUUCCAGGCCUACCUGGAUGUGGACCUGACCCUGACUCGGGAGCAGACCGAACGUCUGUCCCAUCAGAUUGCCUCGCACGUGAUCGCUGCGGCCACGCAGCUGCGCCAUUUCUUCUUGGUAGAAGACCUCGUGGAUUCCCUCAAGCUGGCCCUCCUCUUCUACAUCUUGACCUUCGUGGGUGCCGUCUUCAAUGGUUUGACUCUUCUCAUUCUGGGAGUAAUCGCUUUAUUCACCGUCCCCCUGCUGUACCGGCAGCACCAGGCCCAGAUCGACCAGUAUGUGGGGCUGGUGACCAAUCAGUUGAGCCACAUCAAAGCUAAGAUCCGAUCUAAGAUCCCAGGGACUGGAGCCCUUGCUUCUGCAGCAGCCGCAGUCUCUGGAUCCAAAGCCAAAGCCGAAUGAGAGAGGUGUCUCUGUCCGUGGGACGCCCGCCCCCACCCCUAGUCUCCCUCCACCCCCUUCCAUUUUCUCCAUCCCACCGUCUCUCCUACUGGGCCCUAGCCAUUUCCCAGUGUGUAUUAGGAUCACUCACGCUGGGGAAUCUACCUGAAGUCUCCGAGCGGCCAGGACUACAUUUCCCAAGAGGCUCUGCUCUAAGAGUCUAGGAAAGACGAGGCAAAUUACCGCGGGGCCUGCUGGGUCUUGUAGUUAGACAGGGCACCGCCCCGCACUUCCGUGACCCGGCCGCUGGAGGAGCUGUGAGGGGUUGGCAUCUCCUGGACACCACUAGCCCCAACGCUGGGGCUUUGCAUGGGGCCUAUGAAAGGCCUGAGCUUGGAUUUACACUGUAAUAAAGACUCCUGUGGAAAACCCAAGGCCUCCUGUGCUUCCAGAC